AAUUUUUACAUGAGUAGAGUCAUUGUUACUGGUAUGCAAAACUCUAGAAUCUUUUCUGCGUGAGAUUCAGUGCGACAGUGCGACGGUUGAUUGCGACCUGCACCGUCAUCCGUGUUCCAAUCGCCCUGGACUUUUCCAAAUUUCAUUGAAGUAAUCAAAGUCGUCGGUUAAAUGAGAAAUGAAAUGAACAAUUGCCCCCAUCUCUCGUUUGUACCUUCUCGUUAAAACAAAUUCUGCAUCCAUAAAAAUAUACUACUUAAGAAAAUUAUGGUAUCACGAAAAUGUUGAAAAUUAUCUAUAUUUGAAAGAUGAUUACUCAGCAACGAAUUAAGAAUUAAAAGUUUCCAGUUUUAAUUUAAAAGAAAAAUCAUAUUAUGAUAAUUUGUUGUUGAAUAAUCGCCAAACUUGGAUAAUUUUCGAUACAAAUUUCGUGAUGCCAUGAUUUUUCUUCACAGUGAAUAAAAUGUUGAAACAAACGAGAGUCUCGUAGACGAUAAAGCAAAUCCGUGAAACGAUGAAUUGGAGCAAACCGUGAAUGCGUCUGAACGCAAGAAAACGGGGUGAAUGGAUCACGCGCGGGUCGGCGACGUUGAUCGGUGGGUGUGUUGUAUUUCCAGGCGCAGCUAGCCGGACCCCGCACUGGUAUACAAAAGUUCUCACAGUAUUAUCCGAGUUCGAUGCUGCCGCCGCCGCCGCCGGCGCCCAUGGCGAGGCCCGUCGCGAUCAUAAGGUCGACCGGGGAGCUGACGGCUGCGAGCUCGAACUCACCGCCGACAUCGUCGACGUCGCCAACGGACCCGGCCGAGCUGGCGUCCAACCAGGAGCAGAUGGCCGCCGCAGCGGCCGUCGGACUGGUCACCUCCGGUUGUCAGAGCUCCGUCGACCCCGCUGGAAGGAAGAGUCCCGCGAGGAUCCUCGUCACGGCGCCGCACACCAGCCGGGAAUACACCUUUGCUCACUUUCACUCUCAGCCAGGACAGCAAAUAUUCACAUACCCCACUAUCAGCUCGAUGUCGGGAGUGAUCUCCCCGACGAAUCUCUCCCUAUUCUCUUCGCCGGUUUCGGUGACGAGGCCAGUGGCGACUCAGAGAUCGGUCUCUAACGUGCCGCCCCGUUGGAACACCGCGCCGUUCAUCAAUCUUGAGGAUGAUUACAACAUGAUCGCGCCGAUCAUCACCGGAACCGCCAGCGAGCCGCCUUCCACCAUGGAUGAAGAACGAUACUUUCACCCUGUUCACACGAGCAGCGUGGUGGACAAGAGCGGCGCUGGUAAUCUAAUGGGCACCGACCUGGGCGUAGGGACCGAUCCAAACUCGCACCACCACCAACAGCAGCAGCAGCAGCAGCAACAGCAGCAGCAGCAGCAGCAGCAGCAAGCUCAACAGCCGCCCCAGCAGCAGCCACCGCCUCAACAGCAGCAGCAGCAACAGCAGCAGCAACAACAGCAGGUGAUGCAGGACAAGAGCGGAAGACCGAAGUCCCCCCCGUGACACUGGAGGCUUAGACCGGAAAGCGUCGAGAAGCUCGCAUGUUCCACGGGGUCGUUGCUCGCCGGCGUGUACGAUAACUACCCGGAGCCGGAGGGGAAUCGGCAGGAUUCCCCGUGUCGUGUUCAGCUUCGCGACCUAAGCCUGCGGAGAAUCGAGUGCCUGAGAGUCUGAUCGUAGUUUAAGCGGGCCGUCGAGGGAAACCAUCGUGACGCCUGCCCGUGGCGAACGGGGCCUCCUCCUCCCGUUUCGUCGUUACCGCGUUGGGAGGCGAGCCCGGGCAUGGGCCCUCGAUCCGCGAGACAUACGAGGAGCUUCGAUUAACCCUCUGCGGCACGGUGCUUUUCGUCGUUUACGAGUUACCGAGGUUUGCAAUUAUCCUUAUAUUUCAUUUUAUUUAUUUCCGCGGUGCCUGUCACGAACGUUUCUACGGCCGAUUUCAUUUAUAUGAGUCUCUUUCCCUGUUCCAAGUUUGAUUUCUUGAUCAGAAUUUUCUUUCGGAGAUUUAUCACGCGCUUCAUCCCUCUUUUUUUAAGAUAGUUGUACAUCUAGACGAUUCUCUGUCAGCGAGAUCAUAAUUAGUCUUCUUUUUGCGAGGAACGAAAGGCAUUUUCCGCCCCCAGGGGGUUAGCGUUUCGGUCAAUUAUUAUACUUCCGCGCCAUCGGGAGCGUCUUUCUCCUCUCUCGACGCGCUGUUCAAUUUCCAACUCUUUCUCUCUCUCUUUCUCUCUUUCUCUUUGUAAAGUGUCCUCGACGGGCAGUAAACGAGUAAGGACCUCCUCAUCUCGUUUCCUAAUUAAAAUUCAUUGUCUCCGAUCGUCGCCGAUCGGUCCCGUCGAUCGAUGGAAAUCCAUAGACAAUUUAACAAUUAAAAAAAAAAAAUACCAGAACAAAGAAAACGGAGAAGUAAUCGAAACUAUGGUAGAAUAUCGUUUUCUGCGCGGUUUUAUAUAAUAACUACGAUCGUCUAUUUUCUAUUCUAUUUCCGCUUCGUGGCCCUUCCAGAACGUGUCGUUUUGUACAUACACGCUCCCGUGGUAUUUUGUAAAAUUUUAGAGGAUCUUAGAGAAUAUAUAGUCUAAACCGACGAGAAAAACGAGAAAUACUACCGAUCGAACGAGUAAACGAAAUUCGUUGCGCUCAUCGAGGAAGGGUUCAAUAUGAAGACGAUUAAAAAAAAAAAAGAAAAAAACUAAUGAAGUUUCUAGUGCCAAUUUCGAGUAGCUUAUAAAUAUUAUAACGAAAUUAUAAUUUUCUAUUAUAUUUUUUUAUAAUAUUUAUGAAGGAACACGUACACACACAUAGACACACACACACACACACGUACACACAUACGAGCACACAUACGAGCACACGUGACACGCUUGUUUAGUCAAGCACGUGAACAGACGGAGGAUAAUUCGCGUAGACAAAAAGCUUCUUCUUGAGAGAUGAACGUUUUUAAGAAGGCGAUCAUUCGGUGUAAAGAAGGGAGAAGGUCGAAGGGAUCCGAUCGACGAGAAUCGAUCGCAAACUGAUGCUAACCGGUCCACGAACCACGGAUGAUAAUAUUAAUUAAACGCUACUAACGGUAAUUGGUAACUUCGUAAUCGUAUCGUUAAUUAAUCGCCUAACGCUCAGGCUAGUGCCGAUACUAGUGAUGAAGAGAACAAAACUUAUAUGGAUGAAACACACGUACACAUACACAGAUAUAAAAAAAAAAAAACGAGUACUAGAGAGAAAGACUAGUUUCGCGUGGACUAGUCACCAGAGGCUGCUAGUUAGAAACAAAGUGAAUAUUUAAUAUUGAUUAUUAUAUUGAUACAAAUUAAGCGGUUGAAAAUGCAACGUUAUUACAUGAUGAACGCGAGGACGAAGAAACGUUUGAGAAGAUGCGGAGGAGGAGGAGGACGUUGAAAACAAAUAGAAAAAGGAAACGAACAAAAUGAGAGCGAGACUAUUAAACGAAUAUGGAGGAACGAAACGAACACGGGGCGACGUUUCGAGAUAGUGAGAGAUCUAUAGUUAAUAAUUAUAACUAUAACUUUAGGAAUUUAGUGUAAACCGUCGCGCAACACGAGAUAUAAUAAUAUGUAAUAAUAUGUAACAUCGAAACUCGACGACAACGAAGAUCCUAAAUACUAUAAUGUUGUAUAUUGUCCAAAAGUGCUUUCCGUCGACUGUACGUUAAACGAGGGUGUCUGACGAUGCGAGGCGAGGAAAUUUCUUUUCCGACUUCAGAUUGUACUCGUUCGCCAGCAGAAAAGAUCUCCCCUGAUCAUCGUUCAUUUCGUAGAUCGUAAAAUGUUUGAAAAUUCUCCUGCUUACGAGAUUUGUACACCGCCGAGCAUAGAGAGAUCAUUGAUAGACGUUUCCUGUUACAAUAUUUUUUCUACGUCAGAUAUUCCCAGGUGUUAUCGAUUAAAAUGUUUCUGAUGGCGAAGCGGUUACAACCACGUGUUUGUAUUGCAAUUCCCGAGGAACCCCUUCGCUGCAAAUGCGCUUUAAUGUACUCGCGAGACGACCAGGUCCGAGGCGGUUCUUCCUGGGUUUGCGUAAACCGUUUCACUGGGAACCCGUUUUUCCGUUUUCUCUCAUUCUCUCUUCGAGUGAGGUUGAAAGGGUGCGCGGCGUUGCCCAUCAUCGACGACUGGAUCCAGCGAUCAUUGAACAGCCCAUUCGGCCUUCUUAUCGUUUAAAUUACAUUUCGUACAUAAUGUAGCCGCGCGUUAAAACUUAAGACGACGAGGAAGGUAUAUAUGAGAAAACUGUCAUUUCAGUCCGGUUUCUUUCGUUACAAAAGAAAUAAGAAGACGGAAAAUCGUUCAACAAUAA
Molecule: messenger RNA, 4301 nt
Organism: Ceratina calcarata
Lineage: Eukaryota; Metazoa; Arthropoda; Insecta; Hymenoptera; Apidae
Product: phospholipase D A-like
Exons: 3
Coding region: 678-1490 (270 amino acids)
Source: RefSeq, a predicted model, not a curated record